Dermacentor andersoni is the source of this 1040-nucleotide messenger RNA. RefSeq names its product juvenile hormone acid O-methyltransferase-like. The record is from RefSeq and is a predicted model, not a curated record. Lineage: Eukaryota; Metazoa; Arthropoda; Arachnida; Ixodida; Ixodidae.
ACUGUACUGUACUCCGACACCCCAACCGCCUGUUCAAAAAUACAGUGCCCGCCUAUAAAGAAUAAAAGGGACCACCGCACCAUUCUGUCACAGACCAGCGUGGAGAGGAGCACUCCUGCGGCGGCUGAGAAGGUUCCGAGAACGAUGAAGCUCAGCCCAAGCAGUUACGCUAAGUACUGCCAUUAUCCCAGUCAGAUAAACGAUGAAGUCCUAAGGAAUAUAUGCUUCCAAGGUCCGUUAACCAAGGAGCACCAAGUUCUAGAAGUAGGAUGCGGUACAGGACACUUCACGCGGCAAUUUCUGCUGCCUCACUGCCAACCUUGUAGAAGGGUAGUGGCCACAGACCUGCUGCCUGACAUGGUCGAGUUCGCGCGCGAACACUGUUCGCAUGAGAGCAUCGUCCACGACGUCCUGGAUAUCACCACUCCCGACUUGAAGCCGUUCCUGGAAACGUAUGGAAAGUUCGACAGGGUCUUCUCGUUCUUGGCGUUCCACAUGAUUCAGGACCAAAGGGCAGCGUACGCGAACAUCGCCAAGUUGCUGAACGACGGAAGCGAAUGCCUGGUGGUCGCUUUCUCCAGCUUCGAUUUUGUAGACGUAUGGGAAGAUGUGUACAGGACACCAAAAUGGAAAGGCCAGAUACCGGAGCCACGAACAAUUGUCAACGCCUCUUUCGACUUCGAUUGCGUCAAGUCAGCAGCCAAGACUGAAGCCGAAAUCAGAGACACAUUACGUGGAAGCGGGUUGGAAUGCAUCUCCUGCGAAGUGCGUGAUGGUUCGUGGAAGUAUGACAGCAUGGAUUCUCUUCUCGACAUGGUCCUGACAGUUCUUCCCUUCAAGGAGGCAGUCGCCCCCGAAGAGAGGGAGGAAUUCAGCAAUUUGUGGGCAGAACUGAUGCACCGAAAGUUGCGCACGUUCCCGGGAGAGCCAAUAGUAAUGAAAUUUGUGUUCUACGUCGUUCACGGCCGUCGGUCCUCUGGGUGAAAUACAGAACUUCCAAUGGGCGUCACAGUCUUUGAGAAUAAAUUUUAAGUCCAAUA